AUGGACUUUAAAAAGCUAUAACGAAAAAAAUAGGGUUCCAGGGGAUUUUAGGGUUUCAGAUUAGAGCUUUUUAGCUGUGGCCGCAAUCCUAUUUGAAGCACUUUAGGCCGAUGGAAUAGGGUUUCAAUAGAGUUUUUUUAAGAGAAGGCUUUUAGCCGUGGCUACUGAGCGGUUCUGGAGCAGUGAGAUUUCAAGAUGCAGAUAUUCGUGAAAACUCUGACUGGUAGGACAAUAACCCUAGAGGUAGAGUCCUCUGAUACAAUCGACAAUGUGAAGGCGAAGAUCCAGGAUAAGGAGGGUAUACCUCCUGAUCAGCAGAGGCUAAUCUUUGCUGGAAAGCAGCUGGAGGAUGGAAGAACCCUGGCGGAUUACAAUAUUCAAAAGGAGUCCACUCUUCAUUUGGUCCUUCGCCUGAGGGGAGGUGCGAAGAAGAGAAAGAAGAAGACCUACACCAAACCCAAGAAGAUUAAGCACAAGAAGAAGAAAGUUAAGUUGGCUGUCUUACAGUACUACAAGGUGGAUGACUCUGGCAAGGUGCAGAGACUCAGGAAGGAAUGCCCUAAUCAGGAGUGUGGAGCAGGGACUUUCAUGGCCAAUCACUUCGACAGGCAUUACUGUGGCAAGUGUGGUCUGACUUAUGUCUAUCAGAAAGCGGAGGCUUAAGAUAAUUUUGGGUUUAAUUGGGACUAGAGACGAAUUCGGUUAGCAUUUUUACAUUACAUGUUGGGCUUUUAAAUUGUGGAGAUGGAUAAGAACUUUUUGUAGCGAUGAUUUAGAUUUUAUUAUUGCCUUUGGUAUUUAUCAAUUAUCAUACUGAAUUUAUUAAAAUUUGUCAUUUUACCUUUUAAAUCAAUAGAGCCAACUGUUUUAUGCGA
Messenger RNA from Cryptomeria japonica (Japanese cedar), 875 nucleotides. RefSeq names its product ubiquitin-ribosomal protein eS31 fusion protein. Gene Ontology annotation, cellular component: nucleus; ribosome; cytoplasm. Gene Ontology annotation, molecular function: structural constituent of ribosome; protein tag activity; ubiquitin protein ligase binding. Bases 196 to 663 code for a protein of 155 amino acids. The transcript has 2 exons. The record is from RefSeq and is a predicted model, not a curated record. Gene Ontology annotation, biological process: protein ubiquitination; modification-dependent protein catabolic process; translation. NCBI's taxonomy places the organism in Eukaryota, Viridiplantae, Streptophyta, Pinopsida, Cupressales, Cupressaceae.